Messenger RNA from Notolabrus celidotus (New Zealand spotty), 2466 nucleotides. It is a transcript of the gene maf1b, whose product is annotated as MAF1 homolog, negative regulator of RNA polymerase III b. Gene Ontology annotation, biological process: negative regulation of transcription by RNA polymerase III. The transcript has 8 exons. Lineage: Eukaryota; Metazoa; Chordata; Actinopteri; Labriformes; Labridae. Gene Ontology annotation, cellular component: nucleus. The record is from RefSeq and is a predicted model, not a curated record. Gene Ontology annotation, molecular function: RNA polymerase III core binding. The coding region runs from base 558 to 1295 and encodes 245 amino acids.
CUGGGCUUCCCCGUACAGUAGAUCCCGUUGUUUUGAUGUGAAUAGAUGCGUUGCUGAGGAAAUUGACGUUUUUUGCUGGAAGCUAGAAACAUUCCGUGAAUUUUUACUCUUGGUAGCUCGUUAGUUGCUACUUCCCGAUCGAGUCGCUUAGAAACGAGCGACUUGAUUAUCCGAAUCCAAGCUGUUUGUGAAAUCAGGUCGAAAGGGAUGCCGCUGCAGACAGACUCCGACGGACGCCAACAGUCUUUGGAUUUAAUCUCAUCGCAUUUAAUCGGGAAGAGCAGUUUUUCUAUAAAUUUGAAAGGCCUCAGAAUAACUCAUCCUCGACCGAGUUCUUGUGGAAGAUGCUUAAGUUUGAGUACGCAUUAAUCGCUCAGCUGUGAGUUAGAGACAGGAGCUAGUUAGCCCUCCGUUAGCUGGUCAACAACAAAGCGGGUCGUUCAUCUUUAAGCUUCACCAAGUUACCAGUUAGGUCGACUAAACGAGUGUUUACAGUCCACGGAUUGACGUUGGAACCAUUUAUUGUGUACCAGUGGUGAAAGAACUGCUCGAUCGCGAUGAAACUGUUGGAAAACUCCAGCUUUGAAGCCCUCAACUCCCGGCUGUGUGUUGAAAUGGGAGAGUCUCGCAUCCUUGGCAGGAUCGAGAGCUACUCCUGCAAGAUGGCCGGGGACGACAAACAUAUGUUCAAGCAGUUCUGCCAGGAGGGGGAGCCGCACGUCCUUGAGGCUCUCUCCCCCCCUCAGUCCACCUGUGCCACCAGCCCCUCACAGCUGGGAAAGAGCAUCGAGGACGGGGAGAACCCUCUGAGCGACAAGUGUUGCAGGAAGACUCUUUUCUACCUCAUCACCACGCUCAACGAGUCCUUCAGGCCCGACUACGACUUCACCGCGGCUCGAGCCCACGAGUUCAGCCGAGAGCCCAGCCUCAACUGGGUGGCUAAUGCAGUAAACGGCAGCUUGUUCUCCGCCGUGGGAGAGGAGUUUAACUCCCUGGGGCCGGAGCUGUGGAACGCCAUGGACCAAGAGAUCAACCUGCAGGGCUGUGACAUUUACAGCUACAACCCUGAUCUGGACUCAGAUCCUUUUGGUGAAGAAGGGAGCCUUUGGUCCUUCAACUACUUCUUCUACAACAAGAAACUCAAGAGGAUUGUAUUCUUCACGUGCCGCUCAGUCAGCGUCUUAAGUGGCUACGGCCGUGAUUGUCUCGACAAUGAGCUGGACAUGGAGCUAGACAGCGAAGAGGAAAUGGACGGCUUCACUGAGGACAGGUUCCCCAGAGCUCUGUGUGUGUGAGUGCUGACGACACUCACCUCCAAGCCAAAGGACAUCUAGGCUUCUCCUUCCUCUUCCUCACCCUUCCUUUGCCUCACGUACCUUCUCGUUCCUUUUUGACUUUUUUUGCUGCCUCAUCCAAAGCCAUUCUCACACAUUAAUCGUAUGCAUGUUUGACGGCCUCUCCUCUGCUGGCAGUGAACUGUAACGUACCGCGAGUCGGUGGACAUUGUGUUGAGACCACGCGGUAGGAUUUAAGCUUCUCCAUUUUUCCACUUUUUACUUCGGUUUUUCUUUUAACCCCCAAAAGCUCAAAGCCCAAACAAGCACACAUGAAGACACACACAACAAACUCAUGGGCUUCUCAACACCUGCCACAUUUCAGAGACCCCCUUCAUGGACAUUUGAAAGGAAGAAGGUCUUACUGUGGACGGGUGUCAAAACCAAAACAUUGGGAGAAGAAGUGGAGUUUCUUGCGAGCGUGAUGUCAAACCAGAGGAGUCCACAUAACACCAGCAUUAACGGAAACUCGCAGACUAGGAUCUCAUGGUUGGAGGAGAUGGAUAAGACUGACUCACUGAUCAGCAGAGAACUCAUCUGUCACUCGUUUGCUAGUUUUCGUGUGUUGUGUGUGACAUUGGCGUUACUGUGAGUUUUUUUUAGCACUGAGUUUCAAACUUAAACGCUGCAUUUAUUACCAAGACUUGUAUUACUGAAUCUUAUUACUGCGAAGCGCUCGUCUGUAUUUUAGACAGUAGGGCAUUGCCAAGGAAACUGUUGGCAUCUGGGUUGCAGCUUUGAUAACAUAUCAACUUUAAUGAUGUCUUCUUUUAGUUUCAGUCUGUUUUCAGGUUCUACCAUUAAUUUUUGUACCUUGUCUAAAUCCAGUGUUUCUCCUCUGCUCAUUUCCACCCUCUCCUGGUUCAAGUUAAUUUUGUAAAUGUCGGUCUUGCCAGUGUUUUUGUUCGCUAAAUGCUCCCGUGCAAAGGCUUCAUGAAAGUGAAUGUAUUGUACAAUUUUUAGAGGAAACACGAUAACAGUGAAAUGCUUAGUUUGACAUUACUUUUUAGAAAAAUGAGAAGCUCCUUCUUUAUGUUCCUUAAAGUUGAUAAGAGUUCUGUGACUUUUCUUGGCUGCUUUGUGCGUUAAUUGGCCGAUAUAUUGCAGAUGUGAAUAAACCGUUUGAAUCAGA